AUGCAACCAUUACAUAAAGUGACUCCAGAAGAACUGCCUGUUUUACUUGAGUGGGCUGCUCAACAUUUGCCAGGCGCACAAAAGAUUUAUGGUACAGUCAAAGAAGAACUCAAUGGACGUUGGCAGGGACCUACCUAUUACACUCUAGGAUGGCCGGAGAUUUUAGCCGUUGGUGAGGGCCCCGUUGAUGCAUCGAGAAGUCAGUGUGCAGAUUUCUUCAACGACACCCGCCAUACGUGUGUCUACUCGCCAAAUCCUGAACAUGUAGAAAAGCUGCUUCGUAGGCCAGAAUUUCUGGACUGGACUCGGCCAAUUAUGUUUCACGCUACCGACCCCGACAGCGUUAACGUUGUGGAGAAGAUCAGCAGCUCGACAGGGGGUCAGUUUAGUCAGAGAAUGUCCUUCAACCUGUUUGCAGCGUAUCCUGGAGAGAUCGCGCCCAGACCAGUUCCUGAUGGGUUUGAACUUCGGCAACUAGAUCCUGACCAAGACGCCGAGUUUGUUACCUCCACUUGGGCUUACCGAAGAAACUACACAGUACCAUAUGUCAGGGAAGUUCUAAGCAAUUUUCCAUCGGUUGGAAUUUUCAACAGACAGGGUGAAUGCGUUGCUUUGGAAAUCAUGUCAGAAUUCGGCACUGCUGUAUUAUUGUUUACCAGAGAAGAUCACAGAGGACGUGGGCUAGCGUCAUGCGUGGUCAGUCAACUAGCUCAACGGUUCUUCCAGGAAAACAAGCCCAUUCUAGCCACAGUUUCGCCUCAGAACAAGGCUGCGAUGGACAUGCAUCAGAAGUUAGGGUUUAAGGUCAUUGGCAAACUGUGCUGGUUUGUGCAUGCGAUCACUUCUGAUAAAGUGUUUAUUGCUCUGUAA
Messenger RNA from Candidula unifasciata, 870 nucleotides. The record is from the annotation of a GenBank genome assembly. NCBI's taxonomy places the organism in Eukaryota, Metazoa, Mollusca, Gastropoda, Stylommatophora, Geomitridae.